CUCGUAUCAUAGCCAUUGCCGUUCCUAUUGCAUCAGCUGUGCAUGCAGGCUCCGCGCAUUCUGCCAUUCUCGCGCAAUUGGCCGCCAUAUGCACAGCGCAUGUAGGAUCAAUCAGUGUAGGCCAUACAGUGCCCUGUUGGUGCUGCAGGCCGCCCAACAUGCGUUCAUUAUCGUAUCUGACUUCUGCGCGGAGCGGGGUUGUCUUGCAAUCGUCUGACUUUGCGAUGGACGACGCGUCGUUGCGUUACGUGCUUUGAGCCUAUAAAUUGAAGACUGGAGGAAACGCGACAGUACAGCGAUGCACGGCGACUCAGAUGACAACGUCGGCCGAGUCGGCGCUGACGAUGGUGACGCUCAAGCAGAGAUCAGAGUACCGUCAUCAGCCGUGAGGCCUCAUGCAGAAGACAAGGUCGAGUCUUCUGAGGAUGAAGUCGUCUGGAAAGGUCGAUCGACAGGUCAGACCACCCAUCUUCCUACGAAGAGAUCAACCAAAAGUCGAACUACUCCAGGCGCAACGCCUUCGGUCGAUCCGGCGUCUGACCAUCGAGCGCGGCGAAGCGAGGCUACGAAGAACAGGAUGACAACACCGAGUUACUCCUACCCAUAUUCGUCUGGGUUAUACCAGCCGUAUGCGCAGCCUUUCUGGCCACAUUCGCCCACUUAUCCAUUGAUCUACCCACCGACCUACCCUCUGAGCUACCCGUCGGCCUACCCGCGGUUUUAUGCUUCGCCUGAACCAUACAAGGAUGCUGAUCCGAUGAUUCAAGAUGGUCUGUCGCAGCAAAAUACCCAUCACGGAGAAACGUCGAAGUCCAGAAGUAGAAGCGUGACAUUUUCUCCUGAAAUCGCAACAAUGGGCGAAAAGCCGCAGAAGUCGAGCAAGAUAAUAUCAGAACCGACGAAGAAGGGUAGAUCCAAGGAGAAGACGAAAAUACGACAAAAGCUUUUAUCGCCGCCCUCUGGCCCCGCCCACCACAAAAUCGACAAAGUAGACUCAAUCAAAGGCGAAGAUACAACGAUACUCGAUUACUCUGACAUACAUCCAUCAAUAGUGGAGGAGCAGUCGGAUGAUUCUACCUCGCACUUCAUGUAUGAAGAUCCUACGCCUCCGUCUCAUAGCAGAGGGCGCGCUGCCAGUGUCACGCCAGCACAUCACGAAAUGGUUCUCUACAAAGACCCACGAGUUUCAAACGUUGCUGAAGCAGCUCAAGAGCACAUGGCCAAUCCGCUGUACCCACUCCACUACAAUGCCAUACACAGCGAGCCUCUUGCCAGUCGUAUCGAACCCCAUAGAUUCUCUCUCAACCCCGAUGACAUGGACAUGAUGCCUUUAGAUCUUCCGUUCGCGAUACAGGAACCUGGAGGCUUAACGAGAUCUCCUGAUUCAAUGCCCAUGACAACGCUGGUCGAUCCGCUACAGACAGAUCGUUUGCAACGCCCAAGUCGGGAUCCUAGCCUCAGAUCCAUUGAUCCUGAGCAUGCUGAAGGAACACAAGCGUCGUAUACAACGGUCGAAGACAUGCAAAGAGCGGCAAACGAUAUGACAGUCACGGAGUCUCUUUCGCGAAAAGCUUCACAGGUCGACCUUGCUGACGGACGGACUAGCAGGCGCGCAAAGCAUCACGAAUUAGAGGGAUUGAUCAUCGCGGUCACAGUCCAAAGCAACCAUGCUACCUUUUACUCGCAAUUUUCGAUCCCAUCACAGAUGAAGUGGCCGAACCACAUGAGUGAUGUCGACAACUUGAGAAUGGAUGUUAAGAGAGCUGUCAGUGCAAAGAGGCUGAGGAGAAGGGAUGGCUCAUUCUCAAUGGAGCUAUACUGCGAAGAAGGGCCAUCUUCCGGCAAAGAAAACCAAGAUCAUCAAAUGCAGUGGCUGUAAGAGACUGGUAGUUUACUCCAUCAAUGACUAUCACUAAUUCGGUAUCCUAGGCACAUGCAAACGCAUCGCCUGAACCUUACCGACUUUGAGGUUUGUUGGACCAUAC
Alternaria alternata is the source of this 1985-nucleotide messenger RNA. RefSeq lists its product as hypothetical. The transcript has a single exon. The coding region runs from base 299 to 1879 and encodes 526 amino acids. Lineage: Eukaryota; Fungi; Ascomycota; Dothideomycetes; Pleosporales; Pleosporaceae. The record is from RefSeq and is a predicted model, not a curated record.